AUGGAUCAAGAAGACAAAGAAAUUAAAUUUAGUAAAAAGAUAUUAGUUAUAGGUGAAGCAGGUGUAGGAAAGUCCGCCAUCAUUUAAAAGUAUGUCAAUAACUUCUAUCCUGAAAUGUACAAGCAAUCACUUGGAUGCAAUUUUUUUAGCAAACAAUUAGACCUUUCAAAGACUGCAUCAGUAACUUUGAGCAUAUGGGAUUGCAGCAGUGAAAGCUUAAAAUCUAAAAUGCUUAAUACUUAUAUAUAUGGAUCAGAUGCAGUUCUUUUUGUUUACGACAUAACUAACAGAAGCAGCUUUGACUCUAUUCGUAAUAUUAUGAAGCUAGUUUAAUCUGUUUUGAUAGAAAAUAACGAUGUAGAGUAUUGUGUUUUAGGAAAUAAAAAUGAUUUAUUCAAUUAAAUAGCUGUUGAAGAGGAUUAAGCGAAAGAAAUGUGUAAAAUACUCAAUCUCCCCUACUAUUCUGUUUCAGCUAAAAUGGGAUCCAAUCUUAACGAAUGUUUUAAAAAUAUAGCAUACAAAGUCUGCAAAUUACCUUUCCCUUCAGAAGAAAAGAAAAAUGAUAAAAGCUUAGAAGGAUCUAUUCCAGAUUUAAGAAGUGAAGUAAAGGGAAGUAAUGGAGACAACAAGACAUCAAGUGGAUGCAACAUAUUUUGA
Molecule: messenger RNA, 657 nt
Organism: Tetrahymena thermophila SB210
Lineage: Eukaryota; Ciliophora; Oligohymenophorea; Hymenostomatida; Tetrahymenidae
Product: small guanosine triphosphatase family Ras-related in brain (Rab) family protein
Exons: 6
Cellular component (GO): Golgi apparatus; endosome
Molecular function (GO): GTPase activity; GTP binding
Source: RefSeq, a predicted model, not a curated record